AAAGGACGGAAGGGCUCUGAACGCAGACUCAUCCUGAGAAGAUGGCGCUGGCGAAUGUGCUGCGCGGUGAAUCGGCUUUUUUUUCCAACAAUGCCCGGUCUUUCGGCCUCGCCGAGUCGCUGGCCGGAGCGGCUUCGGGUGAGGGGCUCAGCUUUGCGGUCAGGGAUCCACUCUGCCCCGAGGCGGGGGUCGGGCCUGAGGAGAAGAUUGAGUUUCUUCACGGGACAACGACUCUGGCGUUCAAGUUCCAGCAUGGCGUGAUCGUGGCGGUGGAUUCCCGUGCCACGGCGGGCGCCUACAUCGCGUCCCAGACGGUGAAGAAGGUGAUCGAGAUCAACCCGUACCUGCUGGGCACGAUGGCCGGGGGUGCGGCGGACUGCAGCUUCUGGGAGCGGCUUCUGGCCCGCCAGUGCCGCGUCUAUGAGCUGCGCAACAAGGAACGCAUCUCCGUGGCAGCGGCCUCCAAGCUGCUCGCCAACAUGGUGUACCAGUACAAGGGCAUGGGCCUGUCCAUGGGGACCAUGGUGUGCGGCUGGGACAAGAGAGGCCCUGGUCUGUACUAUGUGGAUUCGGAGGGGAACCGCGUGUGUGGAGACUGCUUCUCUGUGGGCUCGGGUUCGAUGUAUGCAUACGGGGUGCUGGACAGCGGCCGCAGGGAGGAUUUGAGCGUGGAGGAGGCCUGCGACCUCGCCAGGCGUGCCAUUUACCAGGCCACUUACCGGGAUGCCUACUCCGGGGGUCAGGUGAACCUGUACCAUGUGAGGGAGGAGGGCUGGGUGAGAGUGUCCCAGGACGACGUGCUGAAACUGCACGAGCAGUACAGGCAGGAGGAGAAAUAGAGGAGCCAACACAACAAACGCAGGAGGAGAGAGAGAGAUAAUACAACACACACACACACAGUACUGACAGGAGGAGAAAUAGAGGAGCCAACACAACACACACAGCAGGAGAGAUACAGGCAUAAGACUUGCUGUGUUUAUGUCCACUAUCCCACAAUCCCAUUGGGUAAAAGCUGAUUUUUCCACGCCUCCACUAUCCCACAAUCCACCGCAGCGUGGAGACCCUGCAGUCCUGUCUCGGCGCUUGCUGUCUGUGGUUUCAAAACAUCCCCUUUUUUUGUUCGCCUGAGGGCCUUUUUUGCACUUCUCCCCUGAUCAUCGAGCAAAGAGCUGGCCCCCUCUGGUCCUAUUCCCGCUCCCCCCUUUAAGACUUCCUCUUCAGCUGCCUCCCUCAUAGUCGCGCAGUCUGACUCUGCCUACCUCGACGGCUUGAUCCUGGUGAAAUAAAUAUGUUUUUUGAAAGAUGUCUGUUUCUCCCUUGCAGCUGUUCAAUUGAACUGUUUCCUAAGGAUGUACAAACACUACACUCUCUCUCUCUUGUGUCUUCUCUCACUUUCUCUGUGUCUCUCUCACUGUCUCAGCAGUAGAGCAUUUUCAGAUCUGUUACUUAAAUAGCUUUCUUCAGUGAUUUUUUUUUUUAAAGGAGAGCUAAACCAGCACUUAAUCUCGCCUCUUGGCGAUGGUGCUAAAGUGAGUAAGAGUUUUGUUUUGAAGAUGGGCAGGCUGUCCCUUACACGCUGUUUGGUUACUUUGAUCCUUUUUCAUUUUCUGUCCAAGUUUUGUGAACCCCUCAGAAAAAGGGGAAUAGUCUAAUACCAAUAAAGUUUUGGACUUU
Messenger RNA from Polyodon spathula (Mississippi paddlefish), 1674 nucleotides. RefSeq names its product proteasome 20S subunit beta 5 (gene psmb5). Lineage: Eukaryota; Metazoa; Chordata; Actinopteri; Acipenseriformes; Polyodontidae. The record is from RefSeq and is a predicted model, not a curated record. Gene Ontology annotation, cellular component: proteasome core complex. Gene Ontology annotation, molecular function: threonine-type endopeptidase activity. Bases 42 to 839 code for a protein of 265 amino acids. The transcript has 3 exons.